Messenger RNA from Enhydra lutris kenyoni (northern sea otter), 3521 nucleotides. Its product is annotated as G protein-coupled receptor 137B. The transcript has 7 exons. The coding region runs from base 1 to 1197 and encodes 398 amino acids. NCBI's taxonomy places the organism in Eukaryota, Metazoa, Chordata, Mammalia, Carnivora, Mustelidae. Gene Ontology annotation, cellular component: lysosomal membrane. The record is from RefSeq and is a predicted model, not a curated record. Gene Ontology annotation, biological process: regulation of autophagy; negative regulation of bone resorption; positive regulation of TORC1 signaling.
AUGAGGCGCCCCCGGCCCCGCCGCGGUGUUCCGGGUCCGAUGGCGGCUCCGCCGUGGGACCCGCUCCGCAACGACUCGCUGCCGCCCACGCUGACCCCGGCUGUGCCGCCCUACGUGAAGCUCGGCCUCACCGUCGUCUACACCGCGUUCUACUCGCUGCUCUUCGUGUUCAUCUACGCGCAGCUCUGGCUGGUGCUGCGCUACGGCCACAAGCGGCUGAGCUACCAGAGCGUCUUCCUCUUCCUCUGCCUCCUCUGGGCCUCCCUGCGGACCGUCCUCUUCUCCUUCUACUUCAGGGACUUCGUGGCGGCCAACGCGCUCGGCCCCUUCGUUUUCUGGCUGCUCUACUGCUUCCCCGUGUGCCUGCAGUUCUUCACACUCACGCUCAUGAACCUCUACUUCACGCAGGUGAUUUUCAAAGCCAAGUCAAAAUAUUCUCCAGAAUUACUCAAAUACCGGCUGCCCCUCUACCUGGCCUCGCUCUUCAUCAGCCUCAUUUUCCUGUUGGUGAAUCUGACCUGCGCGGUGCUGGUGAAGACAGGCGGCUGGGAGAGGAAGGUCAUCGUCUCGGUGCGCGUGGCCAUCAACGACACGCUCUUCGUGCUGUGUGCCGUCUCCCUCUCCGUCUGUCUCUACAAAAUCUCGAAGAUGUCCUUGGCCAACAUUUACUUGGAGUCAAAGGGCUCCUCUGUGUGUCAAGUGACAGCCAUCGGAGUGACCGUCAUCCUUCUCUACACCUCCCGAGCCUGCUACAACCUGUUCAUCCUGUCGUUCUCCCAGAGCAAGAAUGUCCGUUCCUUUGAUUAUGACUGGUACAAUGUCUCAGACCAGGCGGAUCUGAAGAACCAGCUGGGAGAUGCCGGAUACGUGGUGUUCGGGGUGGUCCUCUUCGUGUGGGAGCUCUUACCCACCACCUUAGUUGUUUACUUCUUCCGAGUCAGAAACCCUGCGAAGGACCUUAGCAACCCUGGAAUGGUCCCCAGCCAUGGAUUCAGUCCCAGAUCUUACUUCUUUGACAACCCUCGAAGAUACGAUAGUGAUGAUGACCUUGCCUGGAACAUUGCCCCUCAGGGACUUCAGGGAAGUUUUGCUCCAGACUACUAUGACUGGGGACAACAAACUAACAGCUUCCUGGCACCAGUGGGAACUUUCCAACCAGACCCAGUUUUGGAUCCUGACAAACCAAGCCAUGGGUAGUAUCAGUCAACAAUUCUGUGGAAGAUUCCUCAAGUGAAGACCUUCAAAGAGAUUAACUUCAUGACCGCUGAAUUUUUCUAAGGCACUUUUCCUUAAGAAAUAGGACUUGGUUUUUGUUACAGGUUUCUAAUGGCUCCGUAGGACUAAGCAAUAAUUUAGAUUGAUAAAAUCUUAUUUUAGUACUAAAAAGUGAGCCUGGCUGCCUAUUUCAGUGGGUAUAAUUUAAACUUCUAAAAAAACUGUACUUUUAUAAAGAUGUAUUUUACAUAACUUAAAUAAUAAUGCUAAAAUAUAUACUAGGAUUUUUUGAGAAUGUUAUUGCAAUAUAUGUUUGUAGUUUGCACGGACUUUUAUGCAUAAUCCACUUUAAAAGUCCACAGUACAUGGUCUGAUGGUUGUUUCAGGCUUUCGGACUAACGUAUCUUCAGAUCCUUACCUCUUCAGGCCUUGCAGGGGCUGAGCCGGGUAGAUUCGAAACCCAGCUGACAUCUAGAAAGCCAGUUUCGACUCCAGUGUUAAGUUAUACUGUAGCAGAUUAUCAACAGACUACAGACAAGGUAAUUGGCUCCUUCCUUCGAGUUCUUUAAGGUCCAGACGGUUGUUGUCUCAAAGAAUCUAAAUUUUGACAAAAAUGUGGUACUCCUUUGAGCAGGGCCCUAAUGUGUACCCUUCAGCCAUAAGUGGAUCCCUUAGAAGCAGAGACAGAGCUGACCCACACUGCUAAGCCUUCUCUGCCAUAUUCAGAACCUUUGCCUAGUUUUUCCGCCCAGGGAAAUCUAGGCUCUGUUACCUCAGUCCUUCCCACAACGGCACCUUUCCCAAAUCACGGACCGUUCAUUCCAGUCCAGAAACGGAGGAGAGGUUCUCCGCCCUCCAUCCAGCAGGCUGUAUGCAGUCCUCAGUCUUCCUGCACUUUCCCACUGUAUUUAAAAUAACGGCCUGCAUUUCUAAGUAGCUCUGAAAUCAGGCUACUGGCAAUAGCAGCUUUAAAACGGGAGUUGCUCCCUGGUACGCAGGAGCACGAUUCCUGUCCCUUGGCCACGUGAAGAGGCACGUUCCAGACGACGGCUUCAAUGAACUCAGCUGGGACUCCAGCCACGGUGCAAGUCUAAAACCUCCAAGAUCUAUCCAGGUACCACUGCCUACGAUGGGAAACUGUGUCAAGGAGGUUAAAUGCUCGGAUUUUCUGUAAAACAGAAGGUACUGGAGGAAGGAUGGUUACCAGAGAGACGUGAUCUGCUCUGCCUAGGAAAUCUCACCUCUCGGGACAGGAGGAGGAGAAGCAGAUGGACAGACAGUUAUGCUCUGCCUUCAGGAUGAAACCCAUCGCCAGUAUCUCUUAUUUCUCAUUAUGGUCUUCAGAAAGGAUUUCUCUCUGGGCAUUGAUUUCACAGAGAUCAAGUCUACUUCUCUUGAUGGUGAUUAAAAUUGCCAUCUCAAGUUGUAAAAAAUGGCUUGUGACUGGGUUUUUCAUUUGUUCAGAAUGCCUUUAUCCUGCAUCAUCCAACAUAGUGUUCUUGCCUUUCAGUAUAUGGAAGAAUUGGGGUCACGUGUCACUGAAAAUAGUGACUGUCAGAGCAAAUUCUAGACUGAAGCAAAAUUUGCACUGAUCAUUUGGGUUGCCUUAAAAUAUUGUAAGUUGUUAUUAUUCUAAAUAGCUUUAAGAACACCCUACUUGUCAUGCUGUCUUUGUUACUAAUACUUAGAAUUUAAAGGCAGACCAAGCAUAGACUUAAAAACUUUCAGUCAUGCUUUCAGAAAGUACUUCAAUUAGGUCAUUCAAGGGUAGGUAUAUUUUAAAAAAUACAGUAAUUAAAAAAUCACUAAAAUCAUCCAAUUAUUACACUCAUGCUGUAUCAACACAUUAUCCUGUUAUUACUGGCAGGAAAGUCGCAAUAACCAGCAUUAAGUGAUAAAAGCCAUAAUCUAUUUUUAUGAUAAAGCUGCUACUAUUUGAACUAUUUUCUUAUUGGAAAGGAUAAAAAUGUUCUAAGAGCUUAUUUUUCUCUUUCCCUUUUUAAAAAGUUUUGCUUAAACACAGUAUUGUAAACACAUCUAGAAUAUUAAUAGGAUUGUAUUAAUCUUUUUCUCAUAGUAAAUGACCAUAUGUACCCUGUGAAACAUUAUAGGUAUGGUAGGUAUGAAAAGGGAAAUUAAAAUUUCUUCAGUUUCCUAAUUGUGUUACGGUGUUAAAUAGGUUCACUAACAAAACUUCUCCUUAAUGUGAAAUAUUAAAGGCCCAAAGAAGGCAAAGAACAGAGAUUACUGGUUGUAAAACACCGAAAAUGUCCUUUUUUUUUUUUAAUUUAUUUGACAGAGAAUAC